This is a messenger RNA of Penicillium salamii, 1248 nucleotides long. The record is from the annotation of a GenBank genome assembly. NCBI's taxonomy places the organism in Eukaryota, Fungi, Ascomycota, Eurotiomycetes, Eurotiales, Aspergillaceae.
AUGACGCAAACAAUAAUCGACAAUGUCGCCGCCAAAGGCAUUUCCUAUUACACACCUGCACAGGAGCCUCCAGCAGGAACUCAAUUAGAGGGAUCAAUCAAGCUGUUCACCCCUCUUACUAUCCGUGGUGUCACGCUUCCAAACCGUCUGUUCCUUGCUCCCCUUUGCCAGUACUCUGCCAAUGCCAAUGAUGCCAAGGUCACCGAUUGGCAUUUGACGCAUUUAGGAGGCAUUCUCCAGCGUGGCCCGGGGCUGGCAAUUAUGGAAUCCACCGCGGUGCAGAGAUUGGGCCGUAUCACACCUCAAGAUCUUGGUCUCUACGAAGAUGCUCAGAUUGAACCGUUGAAGCGGAUCACCGAAUUUGCCCACAGCCAGAGCCAGAAGAUCGCGAUUCAAUUAGCUCACGCUGGUCGAAAGGCCAGUGCAGUUGCUCCCUGGCUGAGCCUGAAUGCUAUGGCUGCUAAGGAAGUCGGCGGGUGGGAUGAGCUCGUUGCCCCAUCGGCAAUCCCCUUUGAGGAAGGGGUCAACAUAGUGCCCAAGGCCCUUACCUUGGAUGAUAUCGAGGCAUUGAUCAAAGAUUUCGCAGAGGCUGCGAAAAGGGCUGUCAAGGCCAACUUUGAUGCUAUUGAGAUUCACUCCGCUCAUGGGUAUCUAUUGCACCAGUUUUUGAGCCCUGUUAGCAACAAAAGAACGGAUCGAUAUGGAGGUAGUUUCGAAAAUAGAAUCAGACUACUCCUGGAGAUCUCUGACGCUAUUCGAGCUAGCAUCCCGCAAACAAUGCCUCUAUUGAUCCGAAUCAGUGCAACUGAUUGGUUCGAAUUCACUAAAGAUGAUGAAUUAAAGAAAGAAUUUCCCGAGAGCUGGACAGUUGCCGAAUCGGUUCAGCUCGCCCCGCUCUUAGCUGAACAUGGUGUCGACUUGGUCGAUGUCAGCUCAGGUGGGAUUCACCCCAAGUCUGCGAUUGCGAUCAGGCCAGGGCCUGCCUACCAGGUGCAUUUGGCUCAAGAGAUCAAAAAAGCUGUUGGCGACAAGCUAUUGAUCACAGCUGUCGGCGGAAUCAAAACAGGGCCUCUGGCCGAGGAGGUGGUGCAAUCUGGCAUUGACGCAGUGCAGGCAGGGCGCUGGUUCCAGCAGAAUCCUGGCUUGGUUCGCGCUUUUGCUAAUGAGCUGGGGGUGAAAGUGAGAAUGGCCACGCAAAUCGACUGGAGUUUCGAAGGACGUGGAAAGGGAACACAGAAGAGCUCGUGA